AAAAUGGAUUAUUCCAAUAUAUUUUGUAAUCUUAUUAGAAAAUAGCUAGCGUAUUGGAAUUGCAGGAGUCAAAUAUAAUAUUGUAUCUGGCGGCAAAGGCGUACAUACGCCUUUCACUCGCUUUAUCCAUGCAGUAAACACAGUCAAAAUGGUUUAUUAUCUUGCGUUUUUAACAUCCGUGUCUUCCGUCGUCGCCAAAAUGUUCGUCGCACCAGUUAUCGACUUCGCAAUCUUCAUCUCCUAAAGCACGCGACACGCAUACACACAUACAUUUAGUGCGUAGGCUUUUCGACCAAUUCAAAUCAAACUUGCGUGCAUCGGCAAUAACAACAAUAAUAAUAAUAAUAACAAGCAGCAAGAAUUAGGAGCAGCAGCAGCGAGUGACGUGCAAUUGGCGAAAGUGUGAGUAGCAGCAACAACCCCGAGAGGUUGCUGCUGUCUGCUGUCUGGUGGCUGGUGGCGCUCGUCUGUUGUAAGCCAGCCUAAACCCACCUAACAUGUCCGAGAAGCAUGGCCAACUCAGUGGUGCGCAGUGGACGACGAAAUCAGCAGCAGCAGUGGGGGGCACAACGGCAACUACGCUGCAGAAGCAUCAGCAACAAACCAAUCCAAAUUCCAAUCCGAUAUACGAGGCAACAACAACAGUUGCACACACAAAUCCGUAUGGCGCUUGUGGUGUUCCCCUACCGGUGCCGAUUCAGAUUUCGGACAUUCCCUCGUAUACAUCGGGACGUUUCCAGGCACCGUCCAUCCAUUUGCAAACGGCGAAAUUAUCACCGCUGACCAUUGCGCCAAUUGUGGCGCCUGCCCAGCAACACGCCCAGUCCCAGGUGUCGCCCACAUCCACAAAUGUACCUGCUCCCAGCCAAAGCGGCUUUGUGUCGCCAGCUUUUACAAAUUUGAAUGCCCCUGGCUCGGCAGCCAGUGGAGCCACAUCCGUGCUCACUCCGAAUCCCUUUGCAGCGGCCUCUGGCAAUGCUGGUUUGGCCUUUGUCAAUGCCUUUAAGAGCGCACAGCAAUUGGAUCUGGGGAAGAUAAUGCAAGCGAUAAAUGUUAAUGCCUCUACAGCGGCAGCAGCAGCGUUGCCGAGGCACCCACAUCCGCCACCUCCCCAUCCCAGUGAAGGCGGUUCAGUAGCUGUAGCCGCUGCCCCACCCAGUGGCGUCAUCAACUCCACAAUUGCGGAGAACGUAAUGAAUGCGCUGACCAGCGACGAGGAGCGAAUGCGACGCGUCCAGCAGGUCAUCGAGUCCAGUUUGGAUGAUACUGCCAAGCUGCAAAUUGCGCAAAUUCUGGAAAACGUGGCAGGCUUGAAGCCCAUUGAGAAACUGUUUCUUUAUUUACGAUUACCGGGCGAGAGUUCGGACACUGACCCAUUGAGACAGCCACAGAAUCCGUUGGGUACACGCUCAGAGAUUAAUCAUACCAUUAAUUGGGUGCGCUCGCACCUCGAGCACGAUGCUCAGGUCUCCAUACCAAAACAGGACGUUUACAAUGAUUACAUCGUCUAUUGCGAGCGCCUGAACAUCAAGCCGCUGUCAACAGCUGAUUUUGGAAAGGUAAUGAAGCAGGUGUUCCCCGGCGUCCGUCCGCGACGUUUGGGUACGCGCGGCAAUUCGCGUUACUGCUAUGCGGCCAUGCGGAAGACCACAAAAUUGACGGCGCCACAGUUGCCGCAGUUGUGCAAGGAUGAGCCAAUCGAUGACAGUGUGCCCACUGAAACCGCCCCAGCACAUUUAAAGCGCACACCCAACGCCCCGGGAAGUGUACCAGGCGCAGAUGACGACGCCAGCUGGGAUGUGGUGCGCAGUUGGGCGGAAAAACUACUCAACACUAAACUGGACAGUGUCACUGAGCUAGCCACACGCAUUAAAAGCAACAAUGCAGUUAUUAAUCCAGUAGUGGCGGCCAAAAAAUAUACGCCCAGGGAGCCCAAAGAGAAGCGCUUGCUUGCGGACAUGGGGCCGCUAAAGAAGCGCCGCAAAAAGAAGCGCAAGGGCUCCACCUCCUCCGAAUCGAGCUGCAAUCAGCCAAAUGCGGCCACCGAUGCUGGCAGCAGUCAGGAAGCGGUCAGCGAUGACCACAAAACGGAACAGUUACUACAGAUCAAACAGGAGAUUAUAGACUCGCCCAGUAGCUAUCCGACAGCCCCACAGCUUCAGCAACAGCAGCAGCAGCAUCAGCAAGUUUUGCCUAUGAAUCUGGCCACGGAGCCACGGAGCAAUGCUGUCCGCAAUCUAACGCCGAAGCUAAUAGAGUUGCAAACGGAAGCGGCGGCACAACAGCCGAUGUCACCCACUGGGCUGGUCAUCAAGGACGAGGCGGAAGAGUACAACACCACAAACAUAUUCUGCAAAAAAGUGCUUAAGGCCCAACAGACCAAAGGCAAUUGGGUCAACUCGCCCAGCAGCGGUAGCGGUAGCGGUGGCGCUAGCGGCAGUGCUCUGCUAAUACCACCAGUGAUAACCACAACGGCGGCAACACCUCCACCACCCGCUCAGCCACCACCGGACAGCUCGCCGGUAAAUGUAACAGCGCUAUCAAUGGGCCCGCCCGCCCAAUUGAAUAAUCCCAGCUCAGUAAGUCCGUCAAGCAGUCUGGAGACGAACAACAGCAACCCCAAGGUCUCGACACGCAACAUGAUUUUGAUGCGGACGAGACGCUUGAUGGCCGAGAAUGCAGCGGCAUUUGCCGCUGCCGAGGACUCUGGACUGCCUGAGAAUUUGGGGCUGCCGCGGGAGCGCGUCAUUAGCAUAUGCAAUAUGGAUAAGCAUGAGCUGGAUGAUUACUUUCUGCCCGGCGACGAUGAGGAGGAGAAUUCCGAGGGGCAGGAUACCGAGUUGCUUCAAUAUUUUCAGAUGGGAGACGCUGAGGAAAAACAACUGAAUUCCUUAGAUGCUCAUGCAGAACAACACAGAAAUCCACAGCAACAGUUGCAGCUGCAACAGAUGCGUCGCUCAAUGCCGUUGCCAACAGCAGCUGCAGUAGCAGCAGCAGCAGCGACAGCAGCAACAAAUGUUGUGGGUUCUGCCUCAGCGUCUCUGGCUUUAAUGUCACGAAAGCAUCAACAACAACAACAACAGCAACAACAUCAGCUACAACAACAACAACAACAACAGCAGCAGCAGCAGCUGCGAUAUAGCAACAACAGCAACAAUAACAACAACAGCAACAAACGCAAGAUUAGUUUAAGCAACGCGUCCAGCAAUGGCAACAACAAGAACUGCAUUUUUCUGCCUAUUUCCCCAAACAACGCAGCAGCAGCAACAAAAGUGGCAGAAACUGCAACAUCAAUAGCAGCUGCAACCACAUCAACAACAACAACAACAGCCGGAAAGCUGCCCACUCAGAAUUGCUUUGCCAGUCCUGGACUCACACGAAUGCGACAACGUUCCAGUAUGCUAACCAAACAGCAAUCGCUGGACUUUGACAACAAUAACGGCAAUGGAGACCCAAUGAUUGGGGCGCAUAGGCGCAGGCGCAGUUAUGUGUACAGUUAUCCCAGCAGCAGCUCCGCCUCGGCUCCGCCAAGUCCCUCGCUAUUGCAACAAUGUAUGGGCGUCAAUUGGUCGUUUAGCGGCAGCGCUGCUAACAACAACCAGUUCAGCGAGAGCACCACAAACAACAGCAGCAGCAACAACAACGUGGAGCUGCUAAUCAAUCAAAACUCGAUGGAUUUGGAAACUAGUCUGGCUCUGAGCGGCGCCAGUAUGGAGCUUAACGAAACACAACGUUCACAAUCUGUGCCACUGUCGCAACUGCAACGCGGCAGCAGCAACCACUCACCCUCAACGGGCUACAAUCGUCAGCUAAAUCAGGCGGUUGUCAACGCUUGCAUUGUCCACGAUGCGUUCUUCUCCGAGAACAGCAACAGUCAGCAGUCUGUGGGCGCACUAAAGCUGGGCGCCAACGAUGUUGAUGUGCCGGCUAGUCUGAUCUACGAUGAUGUGGACGUCAGUGCGCUCAUUUCGCCCAGUUUUGCUAACAAGUUUAGCGGCAUACAAACAACGACCACAUGCAGCUCAUCGGCGGGCUCCUCGAGCGGUUACAGCAGCGCUGGCAGUGCUGGUGGUAUAGUAUCGCGCUCGGUGCCCUCCACACCGCUACCACAUCAACAGUCGCAGCUGCAGGGCUGCAACAGUAGUCAGAACACCGCAAAUGGCAACUGCAACGAUGCCAACGGGCUAUUCAACAUCUCGCCAGCCUUCAAUUGGGGCAGCAGCAAUGUGUCAUACAAUGGUCAGCCGUAUGGUUCGCGAACGGCACUCGAUAUAUCAAAAUCGAUGCCAACGACGCCCAUAACGACUCCGUGCUUUCGCUACAGUCCCGUCGAGCUGCAUCGCGACUUUCUAAUCAAUGGCAAUACGAUUGAUAGCCUGCCGUCGCCGGCUAUGGUGCCUUUCGGCGUUGGCAGUGCCACAAACGCCGUUUUGGCACUCAGCAGCGAUGCGCUGAUUGAUGAUGUGGCACCAACCAGCAGCGAUGUGGAUGCCAUUAUUGGAGCCGCCAAUAUACUCGAUAGCUUGUAGAAUUUGCACGAAGAGAAAGCUCAAACUCAGGCAGAGAAUGAAAACGAGACGCAGCCAGAAGAGCUGGUGAUAGACUGUCUGCUUCAGCAUGUGGACAAGUUGUAAAUGUCUCAAUAUCUGCCUGUUUCCCUCUCCCUCCCCCUUUCUGACUAUUUGUCUGUCGCCUACAAAUUGAAAGCGUAGUCCGUGUAUCUUUAUUUGUAAAUUUUGAAUUUGUUGUUGUAUUUACUUAAGUAAUUAUUGUAGAAUUAUCGGUGUUUCCUGUAAAGAGCUUUCUCUUCGCAAUUCUAAAGCAAAGCACAGCACCCACGCCUAUAUAACAUUUAUAUAUAUAUAUAUAUUCUUAAGAUAAGCUCCAAUUGGUUUCAACAAUGUCCAUAAAAGCAAUUCAUGAAUAUGUCAAUGGUAUUGAAACCAACAUCCUCAACCAAUUAUCCCUCAGGCCCUUGUUAUAUGGUUAUAUGUGCGUGCAUAAAAAUGUAUAUGUAAUUGUAUAUAUAUAAUUAUGUACUGUCUGUACUGUGUAUGCUGCAUAUUGUUAUAAAGUGGGAAGUAACUGGAAAAUGUUUGCCAUUUUCUGUAGUUGAAUAGUUUUUACUGUUGACCCUCGAUUUGAGAACAAAACUGAAAACAAGAGAGAACCUUACAAAUGAAACGAACUUAAAGUCUGAAUGAAUUCAACGUGCAGCGGUUUUAAAAACAAAUAUAUACACAUAGGAAAUAAAAUAAUGUAACAUUUUAAAUGCUCCCGUCGGGGAUCGAGAUUGUUUUACGAUACCAAUAAGAAUCCAAAACUAUACAUGCAGGAUAGUUCUAAGCAAAUAAGUGUUGAGGGCCUGAAUAAACAAAAAACAAGCUUCUAACUUUAAGAAUUAUCAAGAUCAAGAUCAAGAUGAAGUGUGUAAAUGUGUGUGUCGUAUCAUAGCGUAUCGUAAUUCUUUACAAUUUGUUAUCGAAUCAAUUUGAAACUCAAUCAGGCUUUCAAACAAAGUUGAUAAAGUUGAUUAAAGGCGCGUGUAAAAUUGGUCGACAUUCUUUUGAUUUUAUUAACAACCUAUGUAUUUGCUACUCUGUAAUUUCAAUGUUCUAUUCAAUUUAAUUGUUAUUAUAUUUUCUACCCCAUCACUAAACCAUGUUCAAUGGUUUGCAGUUAGAAUUAAGUGUUUGUUUGUUAUUGAAUGUGUUUUGUUUAAUGCUAACGCAUUAUAGGAGUAGGUAUCUCUCUUAUUGUCCAUAGUUCUUUAGGUUUAAUUCCCUUAUGUACCGCUGAAAUUCACGUUUUAUUAUCCGUACAUUUAGUGUUAUUCGUAUGCUUAUUGUUGAACCCUCUAUCCUGUUUAGCCUAUUCUAUUUUUUAGAUUUCUACGACUUUCAACAAAGUUUAGCUUUAACAUUUCGCUUAUACAAAUCAAAUCACAAACGAUUUUCCCUGCUAUGAAUUAGCGUUAAUUUGUUUGUAAAACAAAGUAAAAAUUAUGAGUACGAACAUCUACAGCAUCUUUGCGUUCUCCACAAUUAAAUUGAUAAAAUUAAAAGCGAACAAAAAGAAAAAUAAGAAAAAUUAUAACUGUGCCUCAGGCUUAUUGUAAAACAAUUAUAUACAUACAUAACAACAAUAUACCAUAGCAUAUACACACAAA
Messenger RNA from Drosophila grimshawi, 6169 nucleotides. RefSeq lists its product as uncharacterized. The record is from RefSeq and is a predicted model, not a curated record. The transcript has 5 exons. Gene Ontology annotation, molecular function: RNA polymerase II cis-regulatory region sequence-specific DNA binding; DNA-binding transcription factor activity, RNA polymerase II-specific. Gene Ontology annotation, biological process: regulation of transcription by RNA polymerase II. Lineage: Eukaryota; Metazoa; Arthropoda; Insecta; Diptera; Drosophilidae.